CCCCGUAACUUGCCUCGGUCCAGCAAGAAUAAUAAUAAUAAUGAUAAAAUAGUGAACGCGUUACGGUGCUCGGAGGAGGAUGUGCGCACGUCGGCGGUUGCUCUUCGUUCGCGAUAUUAUAUUAUAAUAUUAUUUGUCUACACGAUGAUAUCGUAACAUCACGUCCGUGUUAUUUAGAGGAUAUAAUAAUAAUAAUAGUAUAAAACGUAUAAUAUAGUUUAUUUUCGUAUCGCGAUACACAAAAGUAAUUACAUCACAACCUCCGUCGAGAAUUUUUAUUUUGACAUCGCCGGACGUAGGUACCUGUAUUAUACCUAUCUCUGAUAUCCAUCAUGUCCAGAAAACUCGAGAAAUUCGUAGUGUUGUUCGACAACACCAACCUGUUGUAUUUCCCGGGUCAGUUUCUUAGCGGCAGAGUGUUGGUGGAGCUCAAGGACGACACGCAGGCCUUGGGCCUACAUUUCCAUGUGAUCGGCGAAGGAGUAGUGCGAUUGAAAAGUAAACGUCGCGAGCGGAUCUAUGAUAAGGAAAACUACAUCGAUUUUCGAAUGAGACUUCUCGGAGAACCGGGACAACCGCCAGUGAUGCUGUCACCAGGCAUUCACAGUUUUCCGUUUAAACUCGGCCUGCCACCGGGCCUGCCGUCCACGUUCCUGGGAAAGUCCGGCUGGGUCCAGUACUACUGCAAGGCUGCACUCCGGGAGCCCAACUCGCUCACGCACAAGAACCAACAAGUUUUCAUCGUCAUGAACCCGAUCGAUCUCAACAUGGAGCCGUCCAUUUUAUCUGUAGAACCGUUCCGGUGCGACAUCGAUCACAAACUAUCAAAGGCCAUGUGCCUGGGAUCCGGUCUGGUCGAGUGCCAGGUGUGCCUAGACAAGGGUGCCUAUGUGCCAGGUGAAACCAUUGAGAUCACGGCUACGGUCACCAACAACAGCAAAGUUACCAUUAAAUCGACCAGAGCUACGCUGACGGAGACCAUUCAGUAUUUUGCCAAGAGUAAAAUAAUACAAUCGGAGACCAGAGAAUUGGCUUCGUUAAAAAGAGACAAAAUCAGACCUAACGAAAUGGACCAAUGGCACAAUGAACAACUGUACGUGCCACCACUGCCGCCUACAAACCUCCGUGGGUGUCAUCUAAUAAACAUUCAAUAUGAUAUUUAUUUCAUCAUAUCGCCGAAUAACAUGGAAAAGGAUGUAAAACUACAACUUCCUAUUAUGAUGGGUACCUAUCCAUUUAGAACCGAAGAUGGAUCAUUCGAUGGAAAACUCGGGACCCAUUAUCCAUCGACAUUGCCAAUCCUACGACCAUGGUUGGAAGAAAAGACUUUUAAAUGAUUAAAUUAAUUACUGAAAAUGAUAUGUAUUAGUCAACUAACCAAUUUUCUUAUUAUAUUUUAAAUUAAUCAAUAUUUAAUAUUUAAUAUUAAACAAAAAUUUAAGAAUUUGAAUUAAACAA
This is a messenger RNA of Myzus persicae (green peach aphid), 1458 nucleotides long. It is a transcript of the gene Vdup1, whose product is annotated as arrestin domain-containing protein 17. The coding region runs from base 333 to 1337 and encodes 334 amino acids. The transcript has 6 exons. Gene Ontology annotation, biological process: protein transport. NCBI's taxonomy places the organism in Eukaryota, Metazoa, Arthropoda, Insecta, Hemiptera, Aphididae. Gene Ontology annotation, cellular component: cytoplasm. The record is from RefSeq and is a predicted model, not a curated record.